Molecule: messenger RNA, 28345 nt
Organism: Equus caballus (horse)
Lineage: Eukaryota; Metazoa; Chordata; Mammalia; Perissodactyla; Equidae
Gene: OBSCN
Product: obscurin, cytoskeletal calmodulin and titin-interacting RhoGEF
Biological process (GO): protein phosphorylation
Molecular function (GO): guanyl-nucleotide exchange factor activity; ATP binding; protein kinase activity
Source: RefSeq, a predicted model, not a curated record
ACAGCGUCUGCCUGUCCUUUCGUCCCCGUCCAGUCUGAGGACCGGCCGGAGUGCAGGCUGCUGGGUGGGAGCCGUGUCAGUCCUGGGCCACAGGAGGGAGGUGAGACCUGGUGGCCUCUGCCCCACCAUCUGAGCCCCCGGCCUGGGCGUCCGCCUGGAGCCCCCGUAGAGACAGGUACACCGGCUCCCGCCAUCACUAUGGAUCACUCAUUCAGCGGCGCGCCCCGCUUCCUGACCCGGCCCAAGGCCUUCGUAGUGUGCGUAGGCAAGGAUGCCACGCUGAGCUGCCAGAUCGUGGGCAACCCCACGCCACAGGUGAGCUGGGAGAAGGACCGGCAGCCAGUGGAGGCGGGCGCUCGCUUCCGCCUGGCCCAGGACGGUGACCUGUACCGCCUCACCAUCCUGGACCUGGCGCUCGGCGACAGCGGGCAGUACGUGUGCCGCGCACGCAAUGCCAUAGGCGAGGCCUUCGCGGCCGUCGGCCUGCAGGUGGACGCUGACGCCGCGUGCGCCGAGCAGGCGCCCCACUUCCUGCUGCGGCCCACAUCCAUCCGCGUGCACGAGGGCGCCGACGCCACCUUCCGCUGUCGCGUGCGCGGCUCGCCGCCCAUGGCCGUAAGCUGGGCCAAGGAUGGACGGCGCCUGGGCGCACCCGACGCCCCCCGAGUGCGCGUGGAAGCGAGCGGAGAGGCCAGCGCGCUGCGCAUCCAGGCUGCGCGGCCGCACGACGAAGGCACCUACACGGUGCACGCCGAGAACCCGCUGGGCGCCGCCAGCGCUGCCGCCGCGCUCACAGUGGACGCGGAUGCCGACGCGGCCGGCCCUCCGGGGACGUCCACCGCCGCGCUCCUGGCGCACCUGCAGCGGCGGCGUGAGGCCAUGCGCGCCGAGGGCGCCCCAGCCUCACCGCCUGGCUCUGGCACGCGCACCUGCACGGUGACUGAGGGCAAGCACGCGCGCCUCAGCUGCUACGUGACAGGCGAGCCCAAGCCUGAGACCGUGUGGAAGAAGGAUGGGCAGCUGGUGGCUGAGGGCCGGCGCCACUUGGUGUACGAGGACGCGCAGGAGAACUUCGUGCUCAAGAUCCUCUUUUGCAAGCAGUCGGACCGCGGCCUGUACACCUGCACGGCGUCCAACCUCGUGGGCCAAACCUACAGCUCCGUGCUGGUCGUCGUGCGAGAGCCCACCGUGCCCUUCAGGAAGCGGCUGCAGGACCUGGAGGUGCAGGAGAGGGAGUCGGCCACGUUCCAGUGCGAGGUGCCGCUGCCAGCCACGGAGGCCGCGUGGUUCAAAGAGGAGACGCGGCUGCGGGCGAGCGCCAAGUACGGCAUCGAGGAGGAGGGCACGGAGCGCAGGCUGACGGUGCGCAACGUCUCUGCCGACGACGACGCCGUGUACAUCUGCGAGACGGCCGAGGGCAGCCGCACGGUGGCGGAGCUGGCGGUGCGAGGCAACCUCACCCGAAAGCUCCCGCGGAAGACGGUGGUGCGAGUUGGGGACACGGCCAUGUUCUGCGUGGAGCUGGCCAGGCCCGAGGGCCCCGUCCGCUGGCUGCGGAACCAGGAGGAGGUGGUGGCUGGGGGCCGCGUGGCCAUCACUGUGGAAGGCACAUGCCACACGCUGACCAUCUCCCGGUGCAACCUGGACGACAUGGGCGAGGUGGCCUUCGUGGCUGGGGACUGCCGCACAUCCACCCAGUUCUGUGUGUCGGCCCCUAGGAAGCCACCCCUGCACGCCCCUGAGGCCCCGGUGGUGAAGGCCAGGACGGAGAGCUCUGUGACCCUUGGCUGGUCCCCACCACCCCAUGGGGACCGCCCUGUCACCAUUGACGGCUACCUGGUGGAAAAGAAGCGACUCGGGGCCUACACCUGGAGCCGGUGCCACGAGGCCGAGUGGGUGGCCACACCCGAGCUGACGGUGGCCAGCGUGGCUGAGGAGGGGGACUUCCAGUUCCGGGUGUCAGCUGUAAACAGCUUUGGCCAGAGCCCCUACCUCGAGUUCCCGGGGACUGUCCACUUGGCCCCCCAGCUGGCCGUGAGGACGCCUCUGAAGGCAGUGGAGGCAGUGGAGGGCGGCGAGGCGACCUUCUCGGUGGACCUCACCCUGGCCUCGGUGGGUGAGUGGUUCCUGAACGGGCAGCCCCUGAAGGCCAGCAGCGUGUAUGUGAUCCGCAGCGACGGCGCCCGGCACACUCUCACCAUCCGCUCAGUGCCCGCCAGCCUGCACGGCGCUGAGCUCAAGUUUGUGGCCAAUGGCAUCGAGAGCACCAUCCGCAUGGAGGUCCGAGCGGCCCCAGGGCUGACCACCAAGCCUCCAACAACAGCUGCUCGGGAGGUGCUGGCCCGGCUGCAUGAGGAGGCGCAGCUCCUGGCUGAGCUGUCGGACCAGGCCGCAGCCGUGACAUGGCUCAAGGAUGGCCAUGCGCUGCCCCCGGGCCCCAAGUAUGAGGUGCAGGCGUCGGCCGGGCAGUGGGCCCUGCUGGUGAAGGACGUGGCCCGAGACGAUGCCGGGCUGUAUGAGUGCAUCAGCCGCGGGAGCCGCAUCGCGUACCAGCUGUCCGUACAAGGCCUCACGUCCUUUCUGCACAAGGACACAGUGGGCGGCCACGUGGAUGCCGUGGCUGGGGGUCCAGCCUGCUUUGAGUGUGAGACGUCGGAGGCCCACGUGCGCGUGCGCUGGUACAAGGAUGGGGCCGAGCUUGGUGGCUUGGGCCAGCGCUUCUCGCAGGAGGACGUGGGCACGCGGCACCGGCUGGUGGUGGCCUCUGUCACCAGGCAGGACGAGGGCACCUAUUCAUGCCGUGUGGGCGAGGACUCCGUGGACUUCCGGCUGCGUGUCUGUGAGCCCACGAUGGUGUUUGCCAAGGACCAGCCAGCCCGCAGGGAGGUGCAGGCUCAGGCAGGGGCCAGCGCCACACUGAGCUGCGAGGUGGCCCAGGCCCAGACGGAGGUGACGUGGUUCAAGAACGGGAAGAAGCUGAGUGAGAGCUCGAAAGUGCACGUGGAGGCCAAGGGCUGCACCCGGCGGCUGGUGGUGCAGCAGGCGGGGAAGGCAGACGCCGGGGAGUACAGCUGUGAGGCCGGGGGCCAGAAGGUCUCCUUCCGCCUGGAUGUCACAGAGCCCACGGUGGUGUUUGCCAAGGAGCAGCCGACCCACAGGGAGGUGCAGGCCGAAGCGGGGGCCAGCGCCACACUGAGCUGCGAGGUGGCCCAGGCCCAGACGGAGGUGACGUGGUUCAAGGACGGGAAGAAGCUGAGUGCGAGCAAGAAAGUGCACGUGGAGGCCAAGGGCUGCACCCGGCGGCUGGUGGUGCAGGAGGCGGGGAAGGCGGACGCCGGGGAGUACAGCUGUGAGGCCGGGGGCCAGAAGGUCUCCUUCCGCCUGGGCGUCACAGAGCCCACGGUGGUGUUUGCCAAGGAGCAGCCGGCCCACAGGGAGGUGCAGGCCGAGGCGGGGGCCAGCGCCACACUGAGCUGUGAGGUGGCCCAGGCCCAGACGGAGGUGACGUGGUUCAAGGACGGGAAGAAGCUGAGUGCGAGCUCGAAAGUGCACGUGGAGGCCAAGGGCUGCACCCGGCGGCUGGUGGUGCAGGAGGCGGGGAAGGCGGACGCCGGGGAGUACAGCUGUGAGGCCGGGGGCCAGAAGGUCUCCUUCCGCCUGGAUGUCACAGAGCCCACGGUGGUGUUUGCCAAGGAGCAGCCGGCCCACAGGGAUGUGCAGGCUGAGGCGGGGGCCAGCGCCACACUGAGCUGUGAGGUGGCCCAGGCCCAGACAGAGGUGACGUGGUUCAAGGACGGGAAGAAGCUGAGUGCGAGCAAGAAAGUGCACGUGGAGGCCAAGGGCUGCACCCGGCGGCUGGUGGUGCAGCAGGCGGGGAAGGCGGACGCAGGGGAGUACAGCUGCGAGGCCGGGGGCCAGAAGGUCUCCUUCUGCCUGGGUGUCACAGAGCCCACGUUGGUGUUUGCCAAGGAGCAGCUGGCCCUCAAGGAGGUGCAGGCUGAGGCGGGGGCCAGCGCCACACUGAGCUGUGAGGUGGCCCAGGCCCAGACGGAGGUGACGUGGUUCAAGGACGGGAAGAAGCUGAGUGCGAGCAAGAAAGUGCACGUGGAGGCCAAGGGCUGCACCCGGCGGCUGGUGGUGCAGGAGGCGGGGAAGGCGGACGCCGGGGAGUACAGCUGUGAGGCCGGGGGCCAGAAGGUCUCCUUCCGCCUGGGCGUCACAGAGCCCUCGGUGGUGUUUGCCAAGGAGCAGCCGGCCCACAGGGAUGUGCAGGCUGAGGCGGGGACCAGUGCCACUCUGAGCUGCGAGGUGGCCCAGGCCCAGACAGAGGUGACGUGGUUCAAGGACGGGAAGAAGCUGAGUGUGAGCUCGAAAGUGCACGUGGAGGCCAAGGGCUGCACCCGGCGGCUGGUGGUGCAGCAGGCGGGGAAGGCGGAUGCUGGGGAGUACAGCUGUGAGGCCGGGGGCCAGAAGGUCUCCUUCCGCCUGGAUGUCACAGAGCCCACGGUGGUGUUUGCCAAGGAGCAGCCGGCCCACAGGGAGGUCCAGGCCGAGGCGGGGGCCAGUGCCACUCUGAGCUGCGAGGUGGCCCAGGCCCAGACGGAGGUGACAUGGUUCAAGGACGGGAAGAAGCUGAGCGCGAGCAAGAAAAUGCACGUGGAGGCCAAGGGCUGCACCCGGCGGCUGGUGGUGCAGCAGGCAGGGAAGGCGGAUGCUGGGGAGUACAGCUGUGAGGCCAGGGGCCAGAAGGUCUCCUUCCGCCUAGGCGUCACAGAGCCCACGGUGGUGUUUGCCAAGGAGCAGCCGGCCCACAGGGAGGUCCAGGCCGAGGCGGGGGCCAGCGCCACACUGAGCUGCGAGGUGGCCCAGGCCCAGACGGAGGUGACGUGGUUCAAGGACGGGAAGAAGCUGAGUGCGAGCUCGAAAGUGCACGUGGAGGCCAAGGGCUGCACCCGGCGGCUGGUGGUGCAGCAGGCGGGGAAGGCGGACGCCGGGGAGUACAGCUGUGAGGCCGGGGGCCAGAAGGUCUCCUUCCGCCUGGGCGUCACAGAGCCCACAGUGGUGUUUGCCAAGGAGCAGCCAGCCCUCAAGGAGGUGCAGGCCGAGGCGGGGGCCAGCGCCACACUGAGCUGCGAGGUGGCCCAGGCCCAGACGGAGGUGACGUGGUUCAAGGACGGGAAGAAGCUGAGUGCGAGCUCGAAAGUGCACGUGGAGGCCAAGGGCUGCACCCGGCGGCUGGUGGUGCAGCAGGCGGGGAAGGCGGACGCCGGGGAGUACAGCUGUGAGGCCGGGGGCCAGAAGGUCUCCUUCCGCCUGGGCGUCACAGAGCCCACAGUAGUGUUUGCCAAGGAGCAGCCAGCCCACAAGGAGGUGCAGGCUGAGGCGGGGGCCAGCGCCACACUGAGCUGUGAGGUGGCCCAGGCCCAGACAGAGGUGACGUGGUUCAAGGACGGGAAGAAGCUGAGUGCGAGCAAGAAAGUGCACGUGGAGGCCACGGGCUGCACCCGGCGGCUGGUGGUGCAGCAGGCGGGGAAGGCGGACGCCGGGGAGUACAGCUGUGAGGCCGGGGGCCAGAAGGUCUCCUUCUGCCUGGGCGUCACAGAGCCCACGGUGGUGUUUGCCAAGGAGGAGCCGGCCCACAGGGAGGUGCAGGCCGAGGCGGGGGCCAGCGCCACUCUGAGCUGCGAGGUGGCCCAGGCCCAGACGGAGGUGACGUGGUUCAAGGACGGGAAGAAGCUGAGUGCGAGCAAGAAAGUGCACGUGGAGGCCAAGGGCUGCACCCGGCGGCUGGUGGUGCAGGAGGCGGGGAAGGCGGACGCCGGGGAGUACAGCUGUGAGGCCGGGGGCCAGAAGGUCUCCUUCCGCCUGGGCGUCACAGAGCCCACAGUGGUGUUUGCCAAGGAGCAGCUGGUGCAUAGCCAAGUGCAGGCUAAGGCGGGGGCCAGCGCCACUCUGAGCUGCGAGGUGGCCCAGGCCCAGACAGAGGUGACGUGGUUCAAGGACGGGAAGAAGCUGAGUGCGAGCAAGAAAGUGCACGUGGAGGCCAAGGGCUGCACCCGGCGGCUGGUGGUGCAGGAGGCGGGGAAGGCGGACGCUGGGGAGUACAGCUGUGAGGCCGGGGGCCAGAAGGUCUCCUUCCGCCUGGAUGUCACAGAGCUGGAGCCUGAGCCACCAGCCCUGGAGAGACCCGGCCGCAGGGAGCCUCUGGUGGUCAGGGAACACGAGGACAUCGUCCUGACGGCCACGCUGGCCACACCCUCUGUGGCCGCGGUGACGUGGCUCAAGGAUGGCGUGGAGAUUCGCCGCAGCAAGCGGCACGAGAUGGCCAGCCUGGGGGACACCCACACCCUGACCGUGCGCGGUGCGCAGACCAUGGACAGCGCCGUCUACAGCUGCCGCGUGGGCGCGGAGGCGCAGGACUUCCCAGUGCAGGUGGAAGAGGUGGCCACCAAGUUCUGCCGGCCCCUGGAGCCCGUGCGCGGGGAUCUGGGCGGCACGGUGACGCUGGCCUGCGAGCUGAGCCCGGCGCAGGCCGAGGUGGUGUGGCGGUGCGGGAGCACGGAGCUCCGGGCCGGCAAGCGCUUCCAGAUGGCGGCCGCGGGGUCCCGGCGCUCGCUCACGGUGUCGGGCCUGCGGGCGGAGGACGCUGGAGAGUACGUGUGCGAGAGCCGCGACGACCGCACCAGCGCGCGGCUCACCGUCAGCGUGCCCCGCGAGGUCAAGUUCACGUCCGGGUUGAGCGCCGUGGUUGCGGAGGAGGGCCGCGAGGCCACCUUCCAGUGCGUGGUGACCCCCGCGGACGCGGCGGUCACGUGGUUCCGGGACGGCACGCAACUGCAGCCUAGUGAGAAGGUUGUCAUAUCACAGAGCGGCGGCAGCCACAGCCUGACCAUCUCGGGCCUGGUCCUGCAGGAUGCCGGCCAGAUCACCGCCGAGGCUGAGGGCGUCACGUCCGCCGCUGCCCUCCGAGUCCGAGAGGCUCCAGUGCUGUUCAGGAAGAAGCUGGAGCCGCAGACGGUGGAGGAGCGGAGCUCGGUGACCAUGGGGGUGGAGCUGACGCGGCCGUGGCCUGACGUCAAGUGGACACGCAAUGCCGCGGUCCUGGCGCCGGGCGAGAACCUGGCGAUCCACGCCCAGGGCGAGAGUCACCGCUUGGUCAUCCAUAGUGUGGGCUUCGCUGACCGCGGCUUCUAUGGCUGUGAGACACCGGAUGACAAGACGCAAGCCAAGCUCACGGUGGAAAUGCGCCAGGUCCGGCUUGUGCGGGGCCUGCAGGAGGUGGAGGCACGGGAGCAGGGCACGGCCACCAUGGACGUGGAGCUGUCGCACACCGACGUGGAAGGCAGCUGGACGCGCGACGGCCUGCGGCUGCAGCCGGGGCCCACGUGCCAAAUGGCAGUGCGCGGCCCUACCCACACCCUCACGCUCUCGGGGCUGCGGCCGCAGGACAGCGGCCUCGUCGCCUUCAAAGCAGAGGGCGUGCAUACAUCCGCGCGGCUCACGGUUAUGGAGCUGCCGGUCAGAUUCACGCGCCCGCUCCAGGACGUGGUGGCCACAGAGAAGGACAAGGUGACCCUGGAGUGUGAGCUGUCUCGCCCCAACGUGGACGUGCGCUGGCUGAAGGACGGCGUGGAGCUACGGGUGGGCAAGACGGUGGGCGUGAUGGCCCAGGGUGCCUGUAGGAGCCUCAUCAUUUACCGGUGUGAGCUUGGAGACCAGGGCGUGUAUGUGUGUGAUGCCCACGACGCCCAGAGCUCGGCCUCCUUGAAGGUGCAAGGCCGCAACGUCCAGAUUGUGAGGCCCCUGGAGGACGUGGAGGUGAUGGAGAAGGAGGGCGCCAGCUUCUCCUGCGAGGUCUCCCACGACGAGGUGCCCGCCCAGUGGUUCCGGGAGGGCAGUAAGCUUCGUCCCAGUGACAAUGUGCGCAUCCGCCAAGAAGGAAGGACAUACAUUCUUGUCUACCGGAGGGUACUGGCCGAAGACGCAGGGGAAAUCAAAUUUGUGGCGGAAAAUGCAGAAUCGCGAGCUCAGCUCAGAGUGAAAGAGCUGCCAGUGGCCAUCCUGCGCCCGCUGCGGGACAAGAUCGCCAUGGAGAAGCACCGCGGCGUGCUCGAGUGCCAGGUGUCUCGGGCCAGCGCCCAGGUGCAGUGGUUCAAGGGCAGCGCAGAAUUGUGUCCUGGGCCCAAGUACGAGAUGGUCAGCGAUGGGCUCUACCGCAAGCUCGUCAUCAACGACGUGCAGCCUGAGGACGAGGACACCUACACCUGCGAGGCUGGCGACGUGAAGACCAGCGCACAGUUCUUUGUGGAAGAGCAAUCCAUCACCAUCGUGCGGGACCUGCAGGACAUGACGGUGAUGGAGCCCGCCCCUGCCUGGUUCGAGUGUGAGAUUUCCAUCCCCUCGGUGCGGCCGCCCAAGUGGCUCCUGGGGAAGACGGUGCUGCAGGCAGGCGCGGACGUGGGCGUGGAGCAGGAGGGCACUGUGCACCGGCUGACCCUGCGGCGCACCUGCUCCACGAUGACCGGGCCGGUGCACUUCACCAUCGGCAAGUCGCGCUCCACCGCGCGCCUUGUGGUAUCAGACAUCCCUGUGGUGCUCACGCGGCCGCUGGAGCCCAAAGCGGGACGCGAGCUGCAGUCAGUGGUCCUCUCCUGCGACUUCAAGCCGCCCCCCAAGGCCGUGCAGUGGUACAGAGGGGACACGCCCCUGGCGCCGUCCCACAAGUUCAAGAUGAGGCUGGAGGGGCACAUGGCGGAGCUGCGUGUCCUGCGGCUCACGCCCGCCGACGCCGGCGUGUACCGGUGCCAGGCCGGCAGCGCCCAGAGCAGCGCCGAGGUCACCGUGGAGGCGCGCGAGGUGACAGUGACGCAGCCGCUGCAGGACGCGGAGGUCACGGAGGAGGACCGCGCCUGCUUCUCCUGCGAGCUGUCCCACGAGGACGAGGAGCUGGAGUGGUCGCUCAAUGGGACGCCCCUAUACAACGACAGCUUCCACGAGAUCACUCACGAAGGCCACCGCCACACGCUGGUGCUGAAGCGGGUCCGGCGGGGGGACGCGGGCAUCGUGCGCGCCUCUUCCCCCAAGGUGACGGCCACUGCCCGCCUAGAGGUCAAAGCGAAGCCGGUGGUGUUCCUGAAAGCGCUGGACGAUGUGUCUGCGGAGGAGCGAGGCACGCUGACCCUGCAGUGCGAGGUCGCCGACCCCCAGGCCCGCGUGGUGUGGCUCAAGGAUGGCGUGGAGCUGGGCCCCAGCGACAAAUACGACUUCCUGCACACGGCGGGCACACGCGGGCUCGUAGUGCACGAUCUGAGCCGGGACGACGCGGGCCUGUACACUUGCAACGUGGGCACCGACGAGACCCGCGCGCGCGUCAGCGUGCACGACCUGCACGUGGGCAUCACCAAGAGGCUGAAGACGGUGGAAGUGCAGGAGGGUGAGAGCUGCAGCUUCGAGUGUGUCCUGUCCCACGAGAAUACCAGUGAUACGGCUGUGUGGACCGUCGGUGGGAAGACCGUGGGCAGCUCCGGCCGCUUCCAGGCCACACGCCAGGGCCGCAAGUACACCCUGGCUGUGCGAGAUGCCGUGCUGAGUGACACCGGGGAGGUGGUCUUCUCUGUGCAGUGCCUCACCUCCAAGGCCUCACUCAUCGUCAGAGAGAGGCCGGCAGACAUCGUGAAGCCCUUGGAAGACCAGCGGGCUGCACCAGGUGAGGAUGUGGUGCUGAGCUGCGAGCUGUCGCAGGCUGGCACCCCGGUGCGCUGGCUGAAGGACGGGAAGGCCAUUCGCAAGAGUCAGAAGUAUGAGCUGCUCGUUGAAGGCACAAGGGCCAUGCUGGUUGUGCAUGCGGCCUCGCUCAAGGACUCGGGCGAGUACAUGUGCGAGACUGAAGCUUCCAAGAGCACAGCCAGCCUCCGCGUGGAAGAAGCAGCGAACCGGUUCACAGAGGAGCUGGCUGACCUGCAGCUGGAGGAGAAGGGCACGGCUGUGUUCAUGUGUAGGACGGAGCGGCCCGCGGCUGCGGUGACCUGGCGCAAAGGCCUCACAGAGCUUCGCCCCUCGGGGAAGCACACGCCCAGCCAGGAGGGCCUGACCUUGAGGCUCACCAUCAGCGCCCUGGAGAAGGCAGACAGUGACACCUACACCUGUGACAUUGGCCAGGCCCGGUCCCAGGCCCGGCUCCAGGUGCAAGGCCAGCGGGUGCUCAUCACGGAGGACCUGGAGGACGUGGAGGUGCGGGAGGGCUCCUCAGCCACCUUCUGCUGCCGGAUCUCCCCUGCUGACUAUGGGCCUGUCCACUGGUUCCUGGACAAGACCCCUCUCCAGGCCAAUGAGCUCAACGACAUCGAGGCCCAGCCAGGAGGCUACCACGUGCUGACCCUGCGGCAGCUCACGCUCAAGGACUCGGGCACCGUCCACUUCGAGGCGGGUGACCAGCGGGCCUCAGCUGCCCUGCGGAUCACAGAGAAGCCAAGUGCCUUCUCCCAGGAGCUCGUGGAUGCCUCGGUCACAGAGGGGGAGGAUCUGACCCUCGUCUGUGAGACCGUCACUCCAGACAGCCCUGUGUGCUGGACCAAGGAUGGAAAGGUGCUGCGGUCGUCAGCCCGCUGCCGGUUGACCUACGAGGGCCGCCAGGCCCAGCUGGUCAUCACUGGCGCCACCCUGCAGGAUGGCGGGCGCUAUAAGUGUGAGGCCGGGGGUGCCUGGAGCAGCUCCAUCGUCAGGGUCCAUGCUCGGCCGGUGCGGUUUCGGGAGGGGCUGAAGGACGUGGAGGUGCUGGAGGGCGGCGCUGUGACACUGCGUUGCACACUGUCGUCCGUGGCUGCGCCCGUGGAGUGGUGCCGUGGAGAUGAGGUUCUGCGGUCAGGAGGCAAGUUCACUCUGCGGCAGGAGGGCACCAUGCUGGAGCUGGUGGUCCGGGACCUGAGGCCCCAGGACAGCGGGCAGUACUCCUGCUGCUUCGGGGACCAGACAACCACGGCCGUGCUCACUGUGAAGGCUCUGCCUGCUGAGUUCAUAGGAAGACUGAGAAGCAAGGAGGCUGUGGAAGGGGCCACAGCCACACUGCGCUGUGAGCUGAGCAAGGCGGCCCCCGUGGAGUGGAGGAAGGGCUCUGAGACCCUCAGAGCCGGGGACAGAGUCAGCCUGAGGCAGGACGGGGCUGUGUGUGAGCUGGAGAUCCGUGCCCUGGCCGUGGCGGACGCCGGGGAGUACUCAUGUGUAUGUGGGCAGGAGAGGACCUCGGCCACGCUGACCGUCAGGGCUCUGCCCGCUGAGUUCAUAGGAAGACUGAGAAGCAAGGAGGCCCCAGAAGGGACCACGGCCACACUGAGCUGUGAGCUGAGCAAGGCAGCCCCCGUGGAGUGGAGGAAGGGCUCUGAGACCCUCAGAACCAGAGACAGAAUCAGCCUGAGGCAGGACGGGGCUGUGUGUGAGCUAGAGAUCCGUGGCCUGACCGUGGCAGAUGCCGGGGAGUACUUCUGUGUGUGCGGGCAGGAGAGGACCUCAGCCACACUGACCGUCAGGGCCCUGCCUGCCAAGUUCACCAAGGGUCUGAGAAAGGAAGAGGCCACAGAGGGGGCCACGGCCACACUGCGCUGUGAGCUGAGCAAGGCGGCCCCCGUGGAGUGGAGAAAGGGCUCUGACACCCUCAGAGCUGGGGACAGAGUCACCCUGAGACAGGACGGGGCCAUGUGUGAGCUGGAGAUCCAUGGCCUGGCCAUGGCAGAUGCCGGGGAGUACUCAUGUGUGUGCGGACAGGAGAGGACCUCGGCCACGCUGACCGUCAGGGCCCUGCCUGCCAAGUUCACCAAGGGUCUGAGGAAGGAAGAGGCCACAGAGGGGGCCACGGCCACACUGCGCUGUGAGCUGAGCAAGGCGGUCCCCGUGGAGUGGAGGAAGGGCUCUGAAACCCUCAGAGCUGGGGACAGAGUCAGCCUGAGACAAGACGGGGCCGUAUGUGAGCUGGAGAUCCGUGGCCUGGCCCUGACAGACGCCGGGGAGUACUCGUGUGUGUGCGGGCAGGAGAGGACCUCGGCCACGCUGACCGUCAGGGCCCUGCCUGCCAAGUUCACCAAGGGUCUGAGGAAGGAAGAGGCCACAGAGGGGGCCACAGCCACACUGCGCUGUGAGCUGAGCAAGGCGGCCCCCGUGGAGUGGAGGAAGGGCUCUGAGACCCUCAGAGCUGGGGACAGAGUCAGCCUGAGGCAGGACGGGGCCGUGUGUGAGCUGGAGAUCCGUGGCCUGGCUGUGGCAGAUGCUGGGGAGUACUCGUGUGUGUGCGGGAAGGAGAGGACGUCGGCCACGCUGACCGUCAGGGCCCUGCCUGCCAAGUUCACCAAGGGUCUGAGGAAUGAGGAGGCCACAGAGGAGGCCACGGCUACACUGCGCUGUGAGCUGAGCAAGGCGGCCCCUGUGGAGUGGAGGAAGGGCUCUGAGACCCUCAGAACCGGUGACAGAGUCAGCCUGAGGCAGGACGGGGUCUUGUGUGAGCUGGAGAUCCGUGGCCUAGCCGUGGUGGACGCCGGGGAGUACUCAUGCGUGUGUGGGCAGGAGAGGACCUCGGCCACACUGACCGUCAGGGCCCUGCCUGCCAAGUUCACCAAGGGUCUGAGGAAGGAAGAGGCCAUAGAGGGGGCCAUGGCCACACUGCGCUGUGAGCUAAGCAAAGCGGCCCCCGUAGAGUGGAGGAAGGGGCUCGAGACCCUCAGAGCUGGGGACAGAGUCAGCCUGAGACAGGACGGGGCUGUGUGUGAGCUGGAGAUCCGUGGCCUGGCCUUGGCGGACACCGGGGAGUACUCGUGCGUGUGCGGGCAGGAGAGGACCUCGGCCACGCUGACCGUCAGGGCCCUGCCCGCCAAGUUCACCAAGGGUCUGAGGAAGGAGGAAGCCAUGGAAGGGGCCACAGCCACACUGCGCUGUGAGCUGAGCAAGGCGGCCCCCGUGGAGUGGAGGAAGGGCUCUGAGAUCCUCAGAACUGGGGACAGAGUCAGCCUGAGGCAGGACGGGGCCGUGUGUGAGCUGGAGAUCCAUGGCCUGGCCAUGGUGGAUGCUGGGGAGUACUCAUGCGUGUGCGGGCAGGAGAGGACCUCGGCCACACUCAUUGUCAGGGCCCUGCCUGCUAAGUUCAUCCAAGAUCUGAAGACUAAAGAGGCCACAGAGGGGUCCACGGCCAUUCUGCGCUGUGAGCUGAGCAAGGUGGCCCCCGUGGAGUGGAGGAAGGGGCCCGAGACCCUGAAAGCGGGGGACAGAGUCAUCCUGAAGCAAGAUGGGGCCGUGUGUGAGCUGGAAAUCCAUGGCCUGGCUGUGGCAGACGCCGGGGACUACUCGUGCAUAUGCGGGCAGGAGAGGACCUCGGCUACGCUGACCGUCAGGGCCCUGCCUGCCAAGUUCACCAAGGGUCUGAGGAAGGAAGAGGCCACAGAGGGGACUACAGCCACACUGCGCUGUGAGCUGAGCAAGGCGGCCCACGUGGAGUGGAAGAAGGGGCCCGAGACCCUCAGAGCUGGAGACAGAGUCACCCUGAGACAGGAUGGGGCCGCGUGUGAACUGGAGAUCCGUGGCCUGGCCUUGGCGGACACCGGGGAGUACUCAUGUGUGUGCGGGCAGGAGAGGACCUCGGCCAUGCUGACCGUCAGGGCCCUGCCUGCCAAGUUCACCAAGGGUCUGAGGAAGGAAGAGGCCACAGAGGGGGCCACGGCCACACUGCGCUGUGAGCUGAGCAAGGCGGCCCCCGUGGAGUGGAGGAAGGGGCCAGAGACCCUCAGAGCCGGGGACAGAGUCAGCCUGAGGCAGGACGGGGCCAUGUGUGAGCUGGAGAUCCGUGGCCUGGCCUUGGCAGACGCCGGGGAGUACUCGUGCGUGUGCGGGCAGGAGAGGACCUCCGCCACGCUGACCGUCAGGGCCCUGCCUGCCAAGUUCACCAAGGGUCUGAGGAAGGAAGAGGCCACAGAGGGGGCCACAGCCACACUGCGCUGUGAGCUGAGCAAGGCGGCCCCCGUGGAGUGGAGGAAGGGCUCUGAGACCCUCAGAGCCGGGGACAGAGUCAGCCUGAGGCAGGACGGGGCCGUGUGUGAGCUGGAGAUCCGUGGCCUGGCUGUGGCAGAUGCUGGGGAGUACUCGUGCGUGUGCGGCAAGGAGAGGACGUCAGCCACGCUGACCGUCAGGGCCCUGCCCGCCAAGUUCACCAAGGGUCUGAGGAAUGAGGAGGCCAUGGAAGGGACCACAGGGGCACUGCGCUGUGAGCUGAGCAAGGCGGCCCCCGUGGAGUGGAAGAAGGGCUCUGAGACCCUCAGUGCUGGAGACAGAGUCAGCCUGAGGCAGGACGGGGCCAUGUGUGAGCUGGAGAUCCGUGGCCUGGCCGUGGCGGAUGCUGGAGAGUACUCGUGCGUGUGCGGGCAGGAGAGGACGUCGGCCACGCUGACCGUCAGGGCCCUGCCCGCCAAGUUCACCAAGGGUCUGAGGAAGGAGGAGGCCAUGGAAGGGGCCACGGCCACACUGCGCUGUGAGCUGAGCAAGGCGGCCCCCGUGGAGUGGAGGAAGGGGCCCGAGACCCUCAGAGCCGGGGACAGAAUCAGCCUGAGGCAGGACGGGGCCGUGUGUGAGCUGGAGAUCUGUGGCCUGGCCGUGGUGGACGCCGGGGAGUACUCAUGCGUGUGCGGGCAGGAGAGGACCUCGGCCACGCUGACCGUCAGGGCCCUGCCCGCCAAGUUCACCAAGGGUCUGAGGAAGGAAGAGGCCACAGAGGGCACCACGGCCACACUGCGCUGUGAGCUGAGCAAGGCGGCCCCCGUGGAUUGGAGGAAGGGCUCUGAGACCAUCAGAACCGGUGACAGAGUCGCCUUGAAGCAAGACGGGGUUGUAUGUGAGCUGGAGAUCCGUGGCCUGGCCGUGGCGGAUGCUGGAGAGUACUCGUGCGUGUGCGGGCAGGAGAGGACGUCGGCCACGCUGACCGUCAGGGCCCUGCCCGCCAAGUUCACCAAGCGUCUGAGGAAGGAAGAGGCCACAGAGGGCACCACGGCCACACUGCGCUGUGAGCUGAGCAAGGCGGUCCCCGUGGAGUGGAGGAAGGGGCCCGAGACCCUCAGAGCUGGAGACAGAGUCACCCUGAGACAGGAUGGGGCCGCGUGUGAACUGGAGAUCCGUGGCCUGGCCUUGGCGGACGCCGGGGAGUACUCGUGCGUGUGCGGGCAGGAGAGGACCUCAGCCAUGCUGACCGUCAGGGCCCUGCCUGCCAAGUUCACCAAGGGUCUGAGGAAGGAGGAAGCGACAGAGGGGGCCACGGCCACACUGCGCUGUGAGCUGAGCAAGGCGGCCCCCGUGGAGUGGAGGAAGGGCUCUGAGACCCUCAGAGCUGGGGACAGAGUCAGCCUGAGACAGGACGGGGCCGUGUGUGAGCUGGAGAUCCGUGGCCUGGCCGUGGCAGACGCCGGGGAGUACUCGUGCGUGUGCGGGAAGGAGAGGACCUCGGCCACGCUGACCGUCAAGGCCCCACAGGUGGUGUUCAGGGAGCCGCUGCAGAGCCUGCAGGCUGAGGAGGGCGCCAUGGCCAGCCUGUGGUGCGAGCUGUCGGAGCCCAGCGCCACCGUGGUCUGGAGCAAGGGCGGCCUGGAGCUGCAGGCGGAUGGGCGCCGGGAGCCGCAGCAGCGGGGCCACAGGGCAGAGCUGGUGCUGCGGGAUGUGCGCCGGGAGGACGCGGGCGAGUACACCUGCACCUGUGGCUCCCAGGCCACCAGUGCCACCCUCACUGUCACAGCUGCGCCUGUGCGGUUCCUCCGGGAGCUGCAGGCCCAGGAGGUGGAUGAGGGCGCGACAGCGCACCUGCGCUGCGAGCUGAGCCACGCAGGUGCCAGCGUGGAGUGGCGCAAGGGCUCCCUGCAGCUCUUCCCCUGCGCCAAGUACCAGAUGGUGCAGGAGGGCAAGGUCGCUGAGCUGCGGGUGCGUGGCGCUGAGCAGGAGGACGCCGGCCGCUACACCUGCGACACGGGCCACGCGCAGAGCACAGCCAGUCUCUCGGUCCGUGCCCUCAGGCCCGCAUUCGAGACGGAGCUGCAGAGCGUGGAGCAGGAGGCAGGUGGCGUGGCCCGGCUGCGCUGCGAGCUGAGCACGGCGGAGCCUGGGGCCCCUGUGCGGUGGCUCAAGGAGGGCGAGGAGCUGCACGGGAGCCCCAAGUUCGAGAUGCGGCGCCAGGGGGCCGUGUGCGAGCUGCUGAUCCACGGGCUCGAGGCCAAGGACACGGGCGAGUAUGCCUGUGUGGUGGCUGGCCAGAAGACCUUGGCCUCCGUCAGGGUCGGAGAGCCGGAGGUGACCAUCGUGCGGGGGCUGAUCGAUGCCGAGGUGCAGGCCCACGGGGACGUGGACUUCAGCUGCGAGGUGUCUCGGGCCGGGGCUACGGACGUGCAGUGGCGCCUGCAGGGCCUGCCGCUGCAGAGCAAUGAGGUGACAGAUGUGGCUGUGCGUGGCUGCACCCACAUGCUCCGGCUGAGGGGCGUGACGCCCGAGGACGCAGGCACUAUCUCCUUCCACGUGGGCCGCCACACAUCCUCUGCCCAGCUCACCGUCCGAGCUCCUGAGGUGACCAUCGUGGAGCCCCUGCAGGACGUGCAGCUCAGUGAGGGCCAGGAUGCCCACUUCCGGUGUCGGCUGUCCAGGGCCUUGGGCCAGGAGGCUCGCUGGGCCCUGGGAGGGGUGCCCCUGCAGGCCAACGAGAUGAAUGACAUCACGGUGGAGCAAGGCACCCUCCACUUGCUCACCCUGCACAAGGUGACUCUCGAGGACGCUGGAACCAUCAGUUUCCAAGUGGGUUCGUGUAGCUCAGAGGCCCAGUUGAAGGUCACAGAGGCAGCACCAUACCUGGUACGAGGCUUGCAGAACGUGGACGUCUUUGCGGGGGAGGUGGCCACAUUCUCCUGCGAGGUGUCCCGUGCGGGUGGGCCAGAGGCCCGCUGGUGGCUGGAUGGGACCCUGCUGCAGGACGGCCCCCAGAGUGCCAUCUCCGUGCGUGACGGCACCUUCCACUCCCUCGAGCUCUCGGGUCUGGGGGUCGCCGACUCGGGCACUGUCACCUACCGUGCGGGGCCCCUGGUCUCUACGGCCAAGUUGUUGGUCAAAGAUCCCGUGGUGGAGGUGGUCAGUGCCAUGCAGGACCUGGCGGUGGAGGAGGGUGGCCCGGCCGAGCUCCUCUGCCAGUACUCACGGCCGGUGCAGGCCACGUGGAAGAUGGACGAGCAGGAGGUGCGGGCUGACGGGCACCGCGUCAUCAUAGAGCAGGACUGGACGGUGGCCAGGCUGUCCUUCCGGCCGGCCUUGCCCUGCGACAGCGGCAUCUAUUCUUGUGAGGCCGCGGGCACCCGUGUGGUGGCCCUGCUGCAAGUGGAAGCCAAGAACACGGUGGUGCGCGGCCUGGAGAACGUGGAAGCGCCCGAGGGCGGCGAGGCGCUGUUCGAGUGCCAGCUGUCCCGUCCCGAGGUGGCCGCCCACACCUGGCUGCUGGACGACGAGCCGGUGCGCACCUCCGAGGACGCCGAGGUGGUCUACUUCGAGAACGGCCUGCGGCAUCUGCUGCUGCUCAAAAACCUGCGGCCGCAGGACAGCUGUCGGGUGACCUUCCUGGCGGGGGACGUGGUGACUUCGGCGUUCCUCACCGUCAAAGGCUGGCGCCUGCAGGUCCUGGAGCCCCCGCAGGACGCGGCCGUCCCGGCUGGGGGGCAGGCCCGCUUCAGCUGCGCGCUCAGCGAGGCGGUGCCCGUGGGCGAGGCCACCUGGUACGUGAACGGCGCGGCAGUGCAGCCGGACGAUGCCGACUGGACGGUCACAGCCGACGGCAGCCAGCACGCCCUGCUGCUGCACCGCGCCCGGCCGCACCACGCAGGCGAGGUCACCUUCGCCGCCCGGGACGCCGUGGCCUCCGCGCGGCUCACCGUGCUGGGCCUCCCCGACCCCCCCGAGGACGCCGAGGUGGUGGGGCGCAGCGGCCGCUCCGUGACGCUGUCCUGGGUGGCGCCCGCGAGCGACGGCGGCGGUGGUCUCUGCGGCUAUCGGGUGGAGAUGAAGGCGGCGGCCACGGGCGAGUGGCGGCUGUGCCACGAGCUGGUGCCGGGGCCCGAGUGUGUGGUCGACGGCCUGGCGCCCGGGGAGACCUACCGCUUCCGCGUGGCAGCCGUGGGCCCCGCGGGCGCCGGGGAGCCGGUGCACCUGCCCCAGAUGGUGAGGCUCGAGCCUCUGGAGCCCGCGCCUGCGCCCACCGUUCCGGAGAGCCUGCAGGUGGCAGCCGGCGAGGAAGUGCGUCUGGAGUGCGAGGUCUCUGAGGCAGGGGAGGUCCUCUGGCUGAAAGGGAUGGAGCCCAUCCAGCCCAAUGGACGCUUCCAGGUUCUCACCCAAGGUCAGCGGCAGACGCUAGUGAUCCGUGGCUUCUCCGCGGAGGACCAGGGCGAGUACCGCUGUGGCACUAUCCAAGGACCAGCCUCCACCGAGGCUGCUGCCUUCCAGGUGGUGCUGACCCCGGGAUCAGGGGAUGAGGCCCCUAUGCAGCCCAGCCUGCCCCCUGAGGCAGCCCAGGAGGGUGACCUGCACCUGCUGUGGGAGGCCCUGGCCCGGAAGCGCCGUAUGAGCCGUGAGCCCACGCUGGACUCCAUCAGCGAGCUGCCGGAGGAGGAUGGACGCCUGCAGCGCCAGCGGCAGGAGGCAGAGGAGGUGGCCCCGGACCUCUCCGAGGACUACUCCACGGCUGACGAGCUGACACGCACUGGCGAGGCUGAUCUCUCGCACACCAGCUCUGAUGACGAGUCCCGGGCGGGCACUCCUUCCCUGGUUACCUACCUCAAGAAGGCCGGGAGGGCUGGCCCCUCACCACUGGCCAGCAAGGUUGGGGUCCCAGAAGCCCCGUCUGAGAAGCCGCAGAAGCAGCAGGAGCAGCCGGCCACAGUGUGCCCACCGCCAGGAGACCUGAGGGUGGAGGACCUGGGUGCCCCAUCCAUGGACCAGGCAGCUGUGAAGAUCCAGGCUGCCUUCAAGGGCUACAAGGUCCGGAAGGAGCUGAAGCAGCAGGAGGGGCCUGUGUUUUGCCGCACAUUUGGGGAUGUUGAGGCACAGGUGGGGGAUGUCCUGCGUCUGGAGUGUGUGGUGUCCAGCAAGGCGGACGUGCAUGCCCGCUGGCUCAAGGAUGGUGUGGAGCUGACUGACGGCCGGCACUACCACAUCGACCAGCUUGGGGACGGCACCUGCUCUCUGCUGGUCGCUGGCCUGGGCCAUGCGGACGCCGGCCACUACACCUGUCAGGUGAGCAGCAAGUUUGGCCACGUGUCCCACAGCGCCCGCGUGGUGGUCAGCGGGACGGAGAGUGAGGCCGAGAGUUCCUCCGGGGGCGAGCUGGACGAUGCCUUCCGCCGGGCCGCCCGGCGGCUGCACCGCCUCUUCUGCACCAAGGGCUCGGCCGAGGUUUCAGAUGAAGAGAUCUUCCUCAGUGCGGACGAGGGCACCGCAGAGCCUGAGGAGCCUGGGGACUGGCAGACCUACCAUGAAGACGAGCACUGCAUCUGCAUCCGCUUCGAGGAGGUUGCUGAGGCCCAGCAGGCGGCCACCCGCUUCCAGGAGAUGUUUGGCACGAUGGGCAUUGGAGUGGACAUCAGCCUCUUGGAACAGAGGCCUCGGGGGGUGGAGAUGCGCAUUGGCAGGGUGGCCCCAGCCCCUGCAGCACCUCCGGAGACAGUGCCCAGCUUGCUGACCCCAGAGGCUGCCCCCGUGUUCCUGACCGAGCUGCAGAAUCAGGAGGUGCUUGACGGGUACCCUGUGAGCUUCGACUGUGUGGUGACGGGCCAGCCGGUGCCCAGUGUGCGCUGGUUCAAGGAUGGGAGGGUGCUGGAGGAGGAUGACCACUACAUGAUCAGUGAAGACCAGCAGGGUGGCCACCAGCUCAUCAUCACAGCUGUGGUGCCGGCAGACAUGGGCGUCUACCGUUGCCUGGCCGAGAACAGUGCAGGCGUGUCCUCCACCAAGGCAGAGCUCCGCGUGGACCUGACCAGCACAGACUACGAGACGGCCGCUGAUGCUACCGAGACGUCAUCCUACUUCAGCGCCCAAGGCUACCUGUCCAGCCGUGAGCAGGAGGGCACGGAGUCCUCAGAGGAGGGGCAGCUGCCCCAGGUGGUGGAGGAGCUGAAAGACCUCCAAGUGGCCCCUGGCACUCGCCUGGCCAAGUUCCAACUCAAAGUCAAAGGCUACCCAGCCCCCCGCCUGUACUGGUUCAAAGAUGGGCAGCCCCUGACGGCGUCUGCGCACAUCCGCAUGGCUGACAGGAAGACCCUGCACACCCUGGAAAUCCUCUCGGUCACCAGCGAGGAUGCCGGCCAGUACUCGGCCUAUAUCAGCAACACUGUGGGCGCUGCCUACUCGUCUGCUCGGCUGCUGGUCCGAGGCCCCAACGAACCAGAAGAGAAGCCGGCGUCUGAUGUGCAGCAACAGCUGGUGCCGCCCCGCUUCCUGGAGAAGUUCACCCCCAAGAAGGUGAAAAAGGGUGCCAGCAUCACCUUCUCCGUGAAGGUCGAAGGUCGCCCCACCCCGGCGGUGCACUGGCUGCGGGAGGAGGCCGGUGAGGGCGUGCUGUGGAUUGGCCGUGACACGCCAGGCUACACGGUGGCCAGCUCCGGGCAGCAGCACAGCCUGGUCCUGCUGGAUGUGGGCCGACAGCACCAGGGCUCCUACACCUGCAUCGCUAGCAAUGCUGCAGGCCAGGCCCUCUGCUCUGCCAGUCUGCAUGUCUCCGGCCUGUCCAAGGAGGCAGGGGCGGUGGAGGAGCAGGCUGGGGUGAAGGAGGCCCUCAUGUCCACCUUCCUGCAGGGGACCCAAGCCGUCUUCGCACAGAUGUCAGAAUCUGCAGGUUUCACCGACCUUGCCGGGCAGAGGAAAGGAGAGCCCCCGGUGAUGGAGGCCCGCAGCCACCUGUCCCUGGCUGAGGUGGGCACGGAGGAGUUCCUGCAGAAGCUGACCUCGCAGAUCACAGAGAUGGUGUCGGCCAAGAUCACGCAAGCCAAGCUGCAGGUGCCUGGAGGUGACAGCGAUGAGGAGUCCAAGACGCCAUCUGCGUCCCCCCGGCAUGGCCGUUCGCGCCCCUCCUCCAGUGUCCAGGAGUCAUCCUCAGAGUCAGAGGACGGGGACUCCCGGGGCGAGAUCUUUGACAUCUACGUGGUCACGGCUGACUACGUGCCCCUGGGGGCCGAGCAGGACGCCAUCUCACUGCGGGAGGGCCAGUACGUGGAGGUGCUGGACUCGGCCCACCCGCUGCGCUGGCUCGUGCGCACCAAGCCCACCAAGUCCAGCCCCUCGCGGCAAGGAUGGGUAUCCCCUGCCUACCUGGACAAGCGGCUCAAGCUGUCACCCGAGUGGGGGCCUGCCGAGGCCCCCGAGUUCCCCGGGGAGGCUGUAUCUGAGGACGAGUACAAGACAAGGCUGAGCUCUGUCAUCCAGGAGCUGCUGAGCUCAGAGCAGGCCUUCGUCGGCAAGCUGCAGUUCCUGCAGAGCCACCACAUACGGCACCUGGACCGCUGCCCCCAUGCGCCCCCCGCCGUGGCCAGCCAGAAGGCUGUCAUCUUCCGCAACGUGCAGGACAUCAGCCACUUCCACAGCAGCUUCCUGCGGGAGCUGAAGAGCUGUGACACAGACGAUGACGUGGCCAUGUGCUUCAUCAAGAACCAGGCGGCCUUUGAGAAGUAUCUGGAGUUCCUGGUGGGCCGAGUGCAGGCCGAGGCGGUGGUGGUCAGCACGGCCGUGCAGGACUUCUACAAGAAAUACACCGAAGAGGUGCUGUCGGCCGCAGACCCCUCGCAGCCGCCCCCGCCGCCCCUGCAGCACUUCCUGGAGCAGCCGGUGCAGCGUGUCCAGCAGUACCAGGCCCUGCUCAAGGAGCUGAUCCGCAACAAGGCGCGGAAUGGGCAGAACUGUGCACUGCUGGAGCAGGCCUAUGCCGUGGUGUCUGCCCUGCCCCAGCGUGCUGAGAACCAGCUGCAUGUGUCGCUCAUGGAGAACUACCCCGGCACCCUGGAGGCCCUGGGCGAGCCCAUCCGCCAGGGCCACUUCAUUGUGUGGGAGGGGGCGCCGGGCGCACGGAUGCCCUGGAAGGGCCACCACCGGCACGUCUUCUUGUUCCGCCACCACCUGGUCGUCUGCAAGCCCAGGCGGGACUCGCGCACUGAUACCUUCAGCUACGUCUUCCGGAACAUGAUGAAGCUGAGCAGCAUCGACCUGAACGACCAGGUGGAGGGGGACGACCGCGCCUUCGAGAUCUGGCACGAGCGGGAAGACUCGGUGCGCAAGUACCUGCUGCAGGCACGGACGGUCAUCACCAAGAACUCCUGGGUGAAGGAGAUCUGCGGCAUCCAGCAGCGUCUGGCCCUGCCCGUCUGGCGUCCCCCGGAUUUCGAAGAGGAGCUGGCUGACUGCACAGCCGAGCUGGGCGAGACAGUCAAGCUGGCCUGCCGUGUGACGGGCACACCCAAGCCCGUCGUCAGCUGGUAUAAAGACGGGAAGCCGGUAGAGGUGGACCCCCACCACAUACUCAUCGAAGAUCCUGACGGCUCGUGCUCCCUCAUCCUGGACAACCUUACUGGCGUUGACUCUGGCCAGUACAUGUGCUUUGCAGCCAGUGCCGCUGGCAAUGCCAGCACCCUCGGCAAGAUCCUGGUGCAAGUACCCCCGCGGUUUGUGAAGAAGGUCCGGGCAGUGCCCUUUGUGGAGGGAGAGGAUGCACAGGUCACCUGCACCAUUGAAGGCACCCCACACCCUCAGAUCAGGUGGUACAAGGAUGGAGCCCUCCUGACCCCCGGGGGCAAGUACCGGCCCCUGAGCGAUGCCCGCAGUGGCCUGCUGGUGCUGGAGAUCCGGGCGGCCAGCAAGGAGGACCUGGGCCACUAUGAGUGCGAGUUGGUGAACCGGCUGGGCUCCACACGGGGUGGGGCAGAGCUGUCCAUGCAGAGCCCGGCACUGCGGGCCCGGGAACAGCGCCGCAGGGAGCAGCUGGCUGCUGUGGAAGAUGCUGCUGUCCCACCCCCAGCUGCCCUGGAACAGGCAGACCAGGAGAUCACAUCUGUCCAGGGACUACUGGUGUGCCCCGAGGCUGUGGGACCCUCUGCAGGGGACCAUGCUGGUCCAGGCCCUGGCCCUGGGGGGCCACCGGAGCUCCAGGAGGCUGGCCCCCCACCCCCAGGCAUGGAGGCUGCAGACACAUCUGCCGAGCCCCCUCUGAAGGUGCCGGAGCCCCUCCCUGACGCGGGCCUGGAGCAGGACUCAGGGGCCCAUGGUGCAGCCCAGGAACGCAUUGUGCCCAUCCGGAUGGAGGGCACAGUCUGGCCUGGGGCAGGCGCCGCAGAGCUCUGGGAUGUCCACAGUCACGUGUUCACGGAGACCACGCACCGGACAUACGUGUAUCAGACCAGCGACGCCGGUGCCACAAGGCCCCCGUCCAUGCAGGUAACCAUCGAGGACGUGCAGGCACAGAGAGGCGGCACCGCGCAGUUUCAGGCGGUCAUCGAGGGCAGCCCACAGCCCACGGUGACCUGGUACAAGGACAGCACCCAGCUGGCAGACGACACCCGGCUCAGCCAGCAGCAGGAAGGGACUACAUAUUCCCUGGUGCUGAGGGACGUGGCCCAGCAGGACGCCGGUGUCUACACCUGCCUGGCCCGAAAUGCUGGCGGCCAGGUUCUGUGCAAGGCGGAGUUGCUGGUCCAUGGGGGGGCUGAGCCGGACUCAGAGAAGCGAAGCUCCCGGAGGAGACUGCACUCCUUCUACGAGGUCAAGGAGGAGAUCGGAAGGGGCGUGUUUGGCUUCGUGAAGAGGGUGCAGCACAAGGGCAACCAGAUGUCAUUCGCUGCCAAGUUCAUCCCCCUGCGGAGCAGGACGCGAGCCCAGGCGUACCGCGAGCGGGACGUCCUGGCCAUGCUGAGCCACCCUCUGGUCACGGCGCUGCUGGACCAGUUUGAGACGCGCAAGACCCUGAUCCUUGUCCUGGAGCUGUGCUCGGCUGAGGAGCUGCUGGACCGCCUGUUCAAGAAGAGUGUGGUGACGGAGGCCGAGGUCAAGGUCUACAUCCAGCAGCUGGUGGAAGGGCUGCAGUACCUGCACAGCCAGGGCAUCCUCCACCUAGACAUAAAGCCCCCCAACAUCCUGAUGGUGCAUCCUGCCCGGGAAGACAUUAAAAUCUGCGACUUUGGCUUUGCCCAAAAAAUCACCCCAGCAGAGCCGCAGUACAGCAAGUAUGGCUGCCCUGAGUUCGUGUCGCCCGAGAUCAUCCAGCAAACCCCCGUGAGCAAGGCCUCUGACAUCUGGGCCAUGGGGGUCAUCUCCUACCUCAGCCUCACUUGCUCAUCUCCAUUUGCUGGCGAGAGUGACCGAGCCACCCUCCUGAAUGUGCUGGAGGGGCGGGUGUCCUGGAGCAGCCCAGUGGCUGCCCACCUCAGCCAGGAUGCCCAGGACUUUAUCAAGGCUGCCCUGCAGAGGGCCCCAGAGGCUCGCCCCAGUGCCACCAAGUGCCUGGCCCACCCCUGGUUCCUGAAGUCCGUGCCGGCCGAGGAGGCCCACUUCAUCAACACCAAGCAGCUGAAGUUCCUCCUGGCCCGCAGCCGGUGGCAGCGCUCCCUGAUGAGCUACAAGUCCAUCCUGGUGAUGCGCUCCAUCCCCGAGCUGCUGCAGGGCCCGCCGGACAGCCCGUCCCUCGGGGUGGCCCGGCACCUGCGCGGCGACGCCAGCGCCUCCUCCAGCAGCUCUUCCUCCUCCUCGGACAACGAGUUGGCGCCCUUCGCCCGGGCCAAGUCGCUGCCGCCCUCCCCGGUGACCCACUCCCCGCUGCUGCACCCCCGGGGCUUCCUGCGGCCGUCGGCCAGCCUACCCGAGGAGGCCGAAACCAGCCCGCCCGCCGCGGCCGCGCCCCCCGCCCCCACGCCCCGGGGCGCCGAGCCGCCCGCCGCCUCGGGCUGCGUGCCCCGGCAGAGCGUCAUCCGCAGCCUGUUCUACCAGCAGGCGGGCGAGGGCGCGGAGCGCGGGGCCCUGGCCGCGGGCGGCAGGCGGCACCCGGCCCGGCGGCGGCACCUGCUCAAGGGCGGCUACUUCGCCAGCGCCCUGCCCGGUCUGCGCGAGCCGCUGCUGGAGCACCGCGCGCUGGAGGAGGCGGCGGCCCGGGAGGAGCAGGCCGUGCUGAUGGCCAAAGUGCCCUCCUUCGAGACCGCCCUGCGGCUGCCGGGCACCAGCGCCAGAGGGGCGCCUGGCCGCAGCCGCUCCCUGGACCUCGACUUGCCGCAAGGCGUUAGUUCCUCUGCUGAGGCCUGCCUGAAGGGGCAGUGUCCCACCCCCGCGGCCUCGGUCCUCCCUGUGUCCCCAGGGGAGAGUUCACCCCAAGGGGUCACAGGAUCCAGGGAGACAGAGCAUCCAGAGGGGUCCCCACAGGGACUGAGACUGUUUCCGUCUACCAGUGGUGAAGUGGCUGGUGUUCAGCAAGAGGGGUUGUCCCAGGACAGCUGUGGGGGGCAGCAGGAGCCUUUCUUUCACCCCCAGUGCAGUCCUGCCCCCCAGGAGGGCUGCAAGCCCCCUCCAGCUGUUGUACCGCAAACUCCUGGCUCCUUCCCUCCAGGGCCGGGCCCAGACGCCCUCUCCGCACCCCGAAGCCCCUGCCUCUCGAGGGAACCCCAGGGCCCCCCAUCCCCAGCCCAAGCAAGCCCCCAGCCAGGCUCUAAAAGGGGGCUGGAGGACACCCCUCUCACUGGGAGACCCAGCUCCCCUGGCUCUGUAGGGCCAGCCUCCCCAGUGAGCUCCGAGCCUGGCCUCACCCUGGAUGCUGAGGACCAGGAGGCAGAGGGCCUCUCUGACUCUGAGCCCAGCCCACCGCGGCCUCAGGAGCAGGCGACCACCCGAAAGUUCUCCCUGGGGCAGCAUGGGGGCUAUGCGGGUGUGGCAGGCUAUGGCACCUUUGCCUUUGGUGGGGACGCAGGGGGCAUGCUGGGGCAGGGCCCCCUAUGGGCCAGGAUGGCCUGGGCCACCUCUCAGUCCUCGGAGGAGCAGGAUGAGGCGGGGGCCAGCGCAGCACCCCCACCUGAGGGUAGCGAGGCUCCCCCGAGGGCCUCCCCGGAGCUCACCUCCUGGGACGACUUGGGUGGGGGCUCCCAAGUGUCACUUGUGCAGAUCCGGGACCUGUCAGGGGACUCGGAAGCCGCUGACACUGUGUCCCUGGACAUCUCGGAGGUGGAGCCCGCCUACCUCAACCUGUCCGACCUGUAUGACAUCAAGUAUCUUCCAUUCGAGUUCAUGAUCUUCAGGAAGGUCCCCAAGCCAGAGCGGCCGCCCUCCCCUGAGUCUGAGGCUGGGGAGGAGCUGGCGGAGUUCCCGGAGGCCGCGUGGCCCUGGCCUGGCACGCUGGGCCCGUCAGCCAGCCUGGAGAUUACUGAGGAGCCAGAGACCAUGGAGGCCCUGCUGGGGGAGGCUGCUGGCAGCCGGAAGCGCAAGUGGUCACCUCCCUCCAGGGGCUUCUUCCACUUCCCCGGGAAGCAUGUGCGGCUGGAAGAGCCCGUGGAGCUGGGUCUGCGCCGGAGGGUGAGGGCCUCGGUGGCCCACAUCUCCCGCCUCCUGAGGGGCAGGCCUGAAGGUCCCGAGAAGGAGAGUCCUCCCCGGAAGAAGGCAGGCCUGGCUUCUUUCCGGCUGUCAGGCCUGAAGAGCAGGGACCGAGCACCAUCAUUCCUAAGGGAGCUUGUGGACGAAACGGUGGUCCUGGGCCAGUCUGUGACUCUUGCCUGCCAGGUGUCGGCCCAGCCAGCUGCACAGGCCACCUGGAGUAAAGAUGGGGCCGUCCUGGAGGGCAGCAGCCGCCUCCUCAUCUCCUCCACACUCAAGAACUUCCAGCUGCUGACUAUCCUGGUGGUGACGGCCGAGGACCUGGGUCUGUAUACCUGCAGCGUGAGCAACCCGCUGGGCACAGCGGCCACCUCAGCCACGCUCCGGAAGGCAGAGCUCCCCUCGUCCUCCCCACGGCCGGACAUCGGGGAGGUGUACGCGGACAGGGUGCUGUUGGUCUGGAAGCCUGUGGAGUCGUACGGCCCCGUGACCUACAUUGUGCAGUGCAGCCUGGAAGGUGGCAGCUGGAGCACGCUGGCCUCAGAUGUCUUCGACUGCUGCUACCUCACCAGCAAGCUUUCUCGGGGCGGCCUGUACGCCUUCCGGACGGCCUGUGUCAGCAAGGCGGGCAUGGGCCCCUACAGCAGCCCCUCGGACCAGGUCCUCCUUGGGGGGCCCAGCCACCUGGCCUCUGAGGAGGAGAGCGGCCCUGCCACGCCAGCCCAGCCCCUCCCCAGCACACAGACCUUCGCCUUCCAGACACAGAUCCGAAGGGGCCGCUUCAGCGUGGUGCGCCAGUGUCGGGAGAAGGCCAGCGGCCGCGCGCUGGCCGCCAAGAUCGUGCCCUACCGCCCCGAGGACAGAACGGCCGUGCUGCGCGAAUACGAGGCCCUCAAGAGCCUGCGCCACCCGCAUCUGGCCCAGCUUCAGGCCGCCUACCUCAGCCCCCGGCACCUGGUCCUCAUCUUGGAGCUGUGCUCCGGGCCGGAGCUGCUCCCCUGCCUGGCCGAGAGGACCUCCUACUCGGAAUCGGAGGUGAAGGACUACCUGUGGCAGAUGCUGAGUGCCGCCCAGUACCUGCACGGCCAGCGCAUCUUGCAUCUGGACCUCAGGUCCGAGAACAUGAUCGUCACCGAGUACAACCUGCUCAAAGUGGUCGAUUUCGGCAACGCCCAGAGCCUCGCCGAGGAGAGGGUCCUGCCCUCGGAGGGGUUCAAGGACUACAUGGAGACCAUGGCUCCGGAGCUCCUGGAGGGCCAGGGGGCGGUCCCGCAGACGGACGUCUGGGCCAUAGGCGUGACGGCCUUCAUCAUGCUGAGCGCCGAGUACCCGGUGAGCAGCGAGGGGAUGCGCGACCUGCAAAAGGGCCUGCGCAAGGGGCUCAUCCGGCUGGGCCGCUGCUACGCGGGCCUGUCCGGGGGCGCAGUGGCCUUCCUCCGGAGCACUCUGUGCGCCCACCCCUGGGGCCGGCCGUGUGCGUCCAGCUGCCUGCGGUGCCCGUGGCUGACCGAGGAGGGCCCGGCCGGCUCCCAGCCCGCGGCCGUGACCUUCCCCACCACGCGUCUGCGCGCCUUCGUGCGCGAGCGCGAGAAGAGGCGGGCGCUGCUGUACAAGAAGCACCACCUGGCCCAGGCGCGCUGAGGCCUGGCCCUGCCGGCUGGGGUGUGGUCGGGCCGCCCUGCUGGGCCACCCCUCAGCCUCCCCUCUAGGACUCGCUCCCUGUGCCCAGACACACCAAUAAAGAGCAGAACUGGAUGAGUCA